Messenger RNA from Ceratosolen solmsi marchali, 1273 nucleotides. Its product is annotated as E3 ubiquitin-protein ligase MARCH5. NCBI's taxonomy places the organism in Eukaryota, Metazoa, Arthropoda, Insecta, Hymenoptera, Agaonidae. Gene Ontology annotation, molecular function: zinc ion binding. The record is from RefSeq and is a predicted model, not a curated record.
UUGCCGUAAAUUGUAAAUAUCAACAACGUUGCGGAUAGUGUGUACGAGGCGAAUAAAAAGUAACGAGGAGCCAGCAGUAAAAUAUUCUCUCUAACCUCUAAUUUAAAUAUCUGUACAAUGAUCUAACGAUCAGAAGCUGAGAACAAUGUCAAAUAAUACUAAUCCUCAUGCUACGGUUAACUGGGAUCAAGAAAGAAUGGUUCGCAUAGAACGUGCUAACAUUAAUGGUUUAUCUAAUCUUCAUGAAACAUUAAGGAGGUUAAGCUCUACCUUUAGGAUAGAUGAAGAUCAAGUAAAUUCUAAUAAUGAUUUUGAGCUUUCGCUAGACCUAACAGAUGGAGCGUCAUCUCCUAACCAAACAACAAGUAUUAGACAGUUAAAUUCUGAGGAUGAUAAAAGGUAUUGUUGGGUAUGCUUUGCAACAGAUGAAGAUGAUGUAACAGCUCCAUGGGUGAAACCAUGUCAUUGUCGCGGUACAGCUAAAUGGGUACAUCAACGCUGUAUUCAACGUUGGGUAGAUGAAAAACAAAAAGGACGUGCAGGUGUUCAUGUUGCCUGUCCACAAUGUAACACAGAAUACAUCAUAGUGUAUCCUGAUAUGGGUACUUUGGUGCUGAUACUCGAUACAAUCGACGGUUUAAUAUUUCGAGUAUGUCCACUAAUAGUAUAUUGGACAGCUGUGACAUAUGGUGCAGUGACAGUGAUGCAAGUGAUUGGUCAUAAAGAUGGCAUGUUGAUGAUGGAACAAGCCGAUCCACUUGUGCUACUCAUUGGCCUACCGACAAUUCCUAUUAUGCUCGUAUUAGGUAAAAUGCUAGAUUGGGAGGAUCAAGUCCUAAGUUUAUUUAGAAGACAUGCAUACAAAGUUCCACUGUUACAGCGUUUUCUUAAAUAUCGUUAUUCAGAAGAUGAUCUAGCACGACCCCAGGACGUUCCCCCAAUGACCGAUCCAGUACCAGCUACAAGAGUUUUAUGCGGAGCUCUUUUACUGCCCACUAUUGCAACUAUUUGUGGAAAAUUAUUUUUUUACGGGAUAAACUCAAAUCUUCAAAGAACUUUAUUGGGUGGAGUUGCAUUCAUAACAAUUAAAGGAGCCUUCAAAAUUUAUUAUAAACAACAACAAUAUAUAAGACAACGUCAGAGGCGCGUUAUGGAUUACACUGAAAGUAACAUAGCAUUGUACAGGAGACAAAGGAGCUCAGAAGAUAACCAGACUAAUUAAAUAUAUUAAACGUCAUAUAUCAGUAAAACAGUUAAUGAAAAGUAUACCAAC